CAUCCUCCUCUUCUUCUUCCUCCUCCUCCUCGGUCAGUCACUUGGCCGCCGUACGUAUAACACACUUCAGGUAAUCGCCGCCGCUCCGCAAGUCCCCGCAGCCAUGGCGGGCGGCGUGGUGGUGAGCGCGGCGGGGGGCAAGGUCUACCCAGGCCGGAUGACAUUCUUCGUCUUCUUCACCUGCCUCGUGGCCAGCUCCGGCGGGCUCAUCUUCGGCUACGACAUCGGCAUCUCCGGCGGGGUCACCUCCAUGGACUCCUUCCUGAGCGAGUUCUUCCCCUCCGUCUACGCGCAAUCCAAAGCCAACAAGGACACGAACCAAUACUGCAAGUUCAACAGCCAGCUGCUGACCCUCUUCACCUCCUCCCUCUACCUCGCCGCCCUGGCGACCUCCUUCGUCGCCGCGUCCGUGACCCGGGUCUACGGCCGGAAAUGGUCCAUGUUCUGCGGCGGGCUGACCUUCCUCGCCGGGUCCGCCCUCAACGGCGCCGCCACGGGCGUCUCCAUGCUCAUCGCCGGCCGCAUCCUCCUCGGCAUCGGCGUCGGGUUCGCCAACCAGUCCGUCCCGCUCUACCUCUCCGAGAUGGCGCCGGCGAACCUCCGCGGGAUGCUCAACAUCGGGUUCCAGCUCAUGACCACCAUCGGGAUCCUGGCGGCGAAUCUCAUCAACUACGCCACCGUCAGCAUCCCCGGCGGCUGGGGAUGGCGGGUCGGGCUCGGGCUCGCCGGCGUCCCCGCCCUCGUGAUAACCCUAGGAGCCCUCUCCCUCCCCGACACCCCAAAUUCCCUAAUCGCCAGAGGCUACACGGCGGAGGCCAAGAAAGUCCUCGUCAAGAUCCGGGGAACCUCCGACGUCCACGAGGAGUACGACGACAUGGUCGCCGCCAGCGAAGAAGCCAAAUCCAUCAAGCAUCCAUGGCGGAACAUUCUGGAACCCAAAUACCGGCCGCAGCUGACAAUCGCGAUCCUGAUCCCCUUCUUCCAGCAGCUCACCGGCAUCAACGUGAUCAUGUUCUACGCGCCGGUGCUCUUCCUGACGAUAGGCUUCGGCGGCGACGCCUCCUUAAUGUCCGCCGUGAUCACGGGGCUUGUCAACAUGUUCGCCACCAUCAUCUCCAUCAUCUGCGUCGACAGGCUCGGCCGGCGAGCGCUCUUCCUGCAGGGCGGCACGCAGAUGUUCGUGUCGCAGAUCGUCGUCGGCACGCUCAUCGCCAUGCAGUUCGGCACCGCCGGCGUCGGGGAGAUGGCGCGCUCGUACGCGCUGCUGCUCGUGCUCUUCAUCUGCCUCUAUGUCGCGGGGUUCGCUUGGUCCUGGGGCCCGCUGGGGUGGCUGGUGCCCAGCGAGGUGUUCGCGCUCGAGAUCCGGUCGGCGGGCCAGAGCAUCGCCGUCUGCGUCAACAUGACGCUCACCUUCAUCAUCGGCCAGGCGUUCCUGACGAUGCUGUGCCAUCUCAAGUUUGGGCUUUUUUAUUUCUUCGCGGCGUGGAUGGUGGUCAUGACGACGUUCAUCGCGUUGUUUCUGCCGGAGACGAAAGGGGUGGCCAUUGAUGAGAUGAGUUUGGUGUGGAGCAGACACUGGUUCUGGAGCAAGUACGUUCCCCCUGCCGGUGAAGGAGGAAGCAGCCGCAGAGCGCACGGCGUCUAGCUUAGCUUGUUAGCUACCGUCGUUUAAUUUUGGAUAAGUGUAAGUAAGUAAUUUAGACGUACGUAAGGAGAGAAGAAGAAGAAGAAGGAAAGGUUAAGUUUGGCUAACCCCUCGAGUUGGAUUCAGAUUUUUAUUUUUUGGUUUUUUCAUUAAUUUCGAUUUUUUGCUUCAGUAGUUUUAGGACAUUUGUUUGUGAGUUGCUUUAGAGACUGUAUUUUUUAGGCAUUUUGAGGAAUUAAUUGUAAGUGUAGUGUUUUCCCCUCUUGUAGAGAUAAUUGCAAAACCAUGUUCAGUGUAAACCAGGCCAAAACUAAAACAUUCUAAUUGACUU
This is a messenger RNA of Brachypodium distachyon (stiff brome), 1976 nucleotides long. RefSeq names its product sugar transport protein MST5. The coding region runs from base 104 to 1645 and encodes 513 amino acids. Gene Ontology annotation, molecular function: monosaccharide transmembrane transporter activity. The transcript has a single exon. The record is from RefSeq and is a predicted model, not a curated record. Gene Ontology annotation, cellular component: membrane. Gene Ontology annotation, biological process: monosaccharide transmembrane transport. Lineage: Eukaryota; Viridiplantae; Streptophyta; Magnoliopsida; Poales; Poaceae.